AAUUUUAGUAGCUUUAUAGUUGUAAAUAUUAAUUUCUUUAGUUAUAAUUUAUUAUAAUAUCGGAAUAAGUUUGAUUAUUUCUGUUCAUUUUCCUUUUUCAUCAUGAUUUAAAAUGUGAUAAUAGAUUAUUUUGGAAAAGUAUAGAUAACCUUAAUGUUUAAAGAAGUUUUUUUUUAUUUUAUUAAUAUUUAAAAUGGAUUGUCGUGACUUUGACAAUUGCUGUUUAUAAUAAUAAUGGAUGGCAUGAUUUGUCGACAUGUCGAUUUCAAAGAUAAAGAUAAUGUUAAUUGGGAUUUUGUAACGCCAAACAGCAAAAAGAAUAUUGUUUAUGUUGAUGCUAUUACUUUACAUGGGGGAGACUUCAACAUGGAUGGAUAUCCAGAUUUAUUAGCAACAUUAAAAUCAACAAAAUCAUUAAAAAUGGAAUCAUUCUUACUAUUAAAUGUACCAUGUACAACUUGUGAAAAUAUAAAUCGUACUUUUGAAAUACAUUGGAAUGCAUUGAAUCCAUUUAGAAAUCAAACAGUGAUGGCUGUAUUUUAUGAUUUUUAUCAAGAUUUCACCAGGAAGUUUGGGUAAAAAAAGAGAACUUAUGGAACAAAUUUACCAGGACCAUCAAUUGCUUAUAAAACUACUACUCAAGAUGGAAGUCCUAGAAGUGGUACUGCAGCCCAAAUUCCACAAAGUGCACAUUUUUCUCUAAAUUUGCCUUAUACUACAUUUGGACUUGGUCGAACUCCUAAUUUUAUCGAUAUGCUUACAAUUGGGGUUGCAGGUAAGUCAAGAGAGUGGCCACAAAUUAUUCCAAACUCACAAAUGGUCGUAAUUCCAAAUCCAAUUACUGAAUCGUCGAGAUGGAAAGCCCAAUUAUUUGUGACACCAAGUAAACUAAUAUUGUUGAGUGCUGCUGCUCUUAUGGGGACAUGCGGUUUAAUAACUACUAUCAUUAUUGGUUUAUAUUGGAAAGAAAAACGCGAAGAUAAAAUAGAAAGAUUACAAGAAGCACAUAGAUUUCAUUUCGACGCUAUGUGAUGUUCUUUUACUAAGUUUUAAAAAAAAAUGAAUUUCAUUAUUAUUAUAAUUAUUUAUUUAUUUAUUUAUUUACAUAGUACAUAAAUACUUAAUAUCCUACAAAGAUUAUAUUAUAAAAUAACUUAAUGAGAAUCAAUCGAUAAUUAAUCGUAACAUUCAUAAUUUCAAUUAAUCAAAAGGGUUUGAGGUUCAAGCUUUCUAUGUAAUAGUACAUUUCACACCUAGGGAGGGAAAGUAGUCUAGCUCAAACCACGUGUAAAA
Molecule: messenger RNA, 1293 nt
Organism: Chelonus insularis
Lineage: Eukaryota; Metazoa; Arthropoda; Insecta; Hymenoptera; Braconidae
Product: T-cell immunomodulatory protein-like
Exons: 2
Cellular component (GO): plasma membrane
Source: RefSeq, a predicted model, not a curated record